Lathyrus sativus (Indian pea) is the source of this 864-nucleotide messenger RNA. Lineage: Eukaryota; Viridiplantae; Streptophyta; Magnoliopsida; Fabales; Fabaceae. The record is from the annotation of a GenBank genome assembly.
AUGGCUUCUGAAAAUGAAACAAUGAAAUCACCCCUUUAUGGUGAAGUUGGUGGAAGAAGCAAAAGUAGAAAAACCAAAGGUCCUAAGAAACCACCUCAAAGAGGUUUAGGUGUUGAACAGUUAGAGAGAUUGAGAGCUGAAGAAGCACUCAAAAAAAUGGCUGAAGCUUCUGGAGUAUACCACGUCGAUCAUCAUCAUCACCAACAAUAUCAUCAGCAACAACAACAAGCUCUUUUGAGGUAUGGUGCAUUAUCAUCAAAUGUUCCAUUUCAGUUUCCUCAACAACAAAUGAUGAUCAACCAAAACAACAACAAUAGUACUAUUGUCGGUGCUUCUGCUUUUGGUCCUUACAAAAAUGGGUUUGGUAUUGGAACAUGUUCUAACGUUGCUUCAGGUUGGUUUUUACCUAAUAAUCAACAUAACAACAAAGAAAUAAAUCAUCUUGGAUCUGGAUCGUCGCUUCUAAGAAACCCUCUUGAACCCUCUAAAGAUCUCUCUUCAAUGCAAAAUCUCAAGAAAACACGUUUGAACGAAGAAGAAAACGUAAUGAGUGCUUCAAUAUGGUCUAAUCAUGUUCAUGAUUUCCAUAACAAACUACUAUUCAAGCAUGAUGAGAGUGUUGAGGUUGUUGCUGUACAUAGAAGAGGAAAUUCUUCAUCAGGAAACAGCAAAGUUUUCAUGGAAUAUGAGUUUUUCCCAAGAAAAGAUGAAAGAGACACAGUUUCCAAGGAGCAAGAAUUUCCAACCAUUGAUUUUGGGUUUGGUGAAGCUUCUUCUUCUUCAUCUAUCACUGUUAAUACUACACCCUAUGGUGGAGAUUCUUCAAAUGCUUAUGAUUCCAUUGAUUUAUCUUUGAAGCUUUGA